GGACCUUGAGCAACCACAGUCUACGGAGAUGGCCAUCGCCGACCCGCAGAGGCUGGACGUGGGCCGCAUCCGUUGGCUGAGCCGAGCCAUGGAUGAGCUGCUGGUUAACCCGUACGACGACAUGCGACGCAGCUUACAGAACAUCCGCGAGUGCUUGCACGAGUCGCGCAACAUCGCCCGCGUGCUCGUCGCCUGCAUCGCCAACGUGCAGCAGUACAUCGACGUGGUCGAUUACGCCAAGGACUUCGAGAGGAUGGGUGGCUUCCAGGUGUUCCCCGAUCUUCUCGACUACCCCAGCUCGUUGGUUCGGGUGGAGACGUGUGCGCUGAUCGCUGAGCUCGUGCAGAACAACCCGCACUGCCAGCGAGCGGCGUUUCUGAGUGCGCGCCGACUGAUGCGCCUGCUGGACUCCGAGACGGACGACGAGGUGCGCUGCAAGGCCCUGUACGCCCUGUCUUGCAUGGUGCGACAGAACAGGGACGCCUACGCAAACUUUGAGAAGCUCGGAGGACCGACCGUGUUGCGGAGGACGCUCUUCGAGACCCCCAACAGGCGUCUCAAGACCAAGGCGAGCUUCCUGGUGGCAACGCUGUGCGCUCAGGAGGAGAGCUUCCGCCACACGCUCGCCACCUCGGAGUUCGCGCGCGACACCGUCGACCUGCUGCCGCACGUCGACGGGGACUGCCGGCAGUUCCUGCUGAGCGCCUUGCUUUCUCUGGCCACGCACAGCGCCCAGCCGCUGCUGAGUGAACGGCCCGCGGUCAAGGAAGCCCUGGUCGCCAUGCUGGCCGGCUUCAUCCGCGAACACCGCGACGUCGCGCAGUUCCAGGAGGAAGUGCAGUAUUCCACCGAGAUACUGGAACUCAUGAAGGACCGCAGAGAGCUGCCGCGAAUGAUUUCGCUUCGCUCCUCAUAAUGUUUCUGCUGCUCUAAAUGUUGAGUGAACACGCGGCGUGCGCAUGGCAUGGUGUGAUGAGGAAAAGAUUUUAUACGAUAUUUUUGCGUGUUUUUUUACUGCAUAUUUGUGUUCGUGCGUAUCUGACGAGCCUGAUUAGGUUACGGUGCUUGAAAAUUUUGAGAAUAUAUUUGGCAAAGCACAGAUACGUCUCAUGGGAGGGAUGCAAGAGUCAUAGGACGUUGCAAUGAUAUUGUUAUAAUCUUUACGGGAGCCGGGAAAUA
Rhipicephalus sanguineus (brown dog tick) is the source of this 1179-nucleotide messenger RNA. Its product is annotated as hsp70-binding protein 1. The coding region runs from base 29 to 916 and encodes 295 amino acids. The record is from RefSeq and is a predicted model, not a curated record. Lineage: Eukaryota; Metazoa; Arthropoda; Arachnida; Ixodida; Ixodidae. The transcript has 3 exons.